Molecule: messenger RNA, 7300 nt
Organism: Trematomus bernacchii (emerald rockcod)
Lineage: Eukaryota; Metazoa; Chordata; Actinopteri; Perciformes; Nototheniidae
Product: SH3-containing GRB2-like protein 3-interacting protein 1
Biological process (GO): clathrin-dependent endocytosis; clathrin coat assembly
Cellular component (GO): cytoplasm; clathrin-coated pit; plasma membrane
Source: RefSeq, a predicted model, not a curated record
GACAGUUGAUGGUGUGUGUAUUUUAGGCGUGACUCCAAAGGUAAUUCGUCCUGCUGCCCCCCCAGCCAGGGCUUAUUUAAAUUGAGAACUGUAAAGCAAAAUGUCUAUGAAUUUAAACGACCGAGUUAGGAGACUGAGGGGUACCGACAAGGAAGAAGGAAAGGGAGGAAAGUAGAGACAUACUGUGUAUGUGGAAUGAGCAAUAAAAUAUGUGGGGGCUGGGCUUUUACAUAGAUUAAACCCAUUCAGGGAGCUAAGGAAAAUAGGACUUGGCAAGCAAUGUAAGCUAAAUUGCUGUGAAAGCAAAUAGCUUUGGGGACAAGCGAGGUGGGAGUGUGUUUCAGGUCAACGGAAAUGUAGCAAAGGCCUAACUUGACCUUUUCAGCCUUCAUUCUUUUAUACCAUCCUGUACAUGAGCUAGAAAAAGUCACUGUUUCCUGCCCCUCCUCUUUCCCUGUCUGUCUACCCCACACACUUUCUCUACCCACUCUCCUUGUCUUUUGGACACUCACGAAGCCUGACUGAGUCAGCGCUGCUGGUACAGUCUUGUCCUUUCCAUCUCCUCUGCAUCUGGUCCAUCUCUUCUAUACCGUCUAUGGUCCAUCCUAGGAGAUGCUUGCCCGUCCACCAGCUCUCUUUGCUGACACAGUGCGUCCUCCGGUGCCCUCGCCGCCUCCUAUCUCUGCUGACCCGAGGAUAAGCUCAUCGCACGACAGGAGCAUCCCCCCUCUCAGAGAUGGCGUGUGUCGGUGCUGCUCGGGCGGCCGGGGCCUAACGUGCACUCAGAGAGGACGCCCCCUCCCCAUCCCCCGAUUUGCUGCAUAUUCCUCGGGUGUCUCCUCUCGCCGUGUCCUCCACCGCCGCCACUGCUGCUUCUGCUCUUCCAAAGCUCUUUACCACCCCACCUCCCUGUGCGGGUGUCUGGGAGUCGGGGCCCUCGGGGGUGGAGGGGAAUCGUGCUUCGCUGGGGGAGCUGUGCGGAAUUAGCUAUGCCCUACCCGAGCAUCCUUUGACCGGCUGGAUUUCUCCAUUUCUGCGCACCAGGGGGGGGCGCCACGUAGGAUGAAAAGCAGCAGUCAUGAUGCAAGGACUCAAAAACAGAACCAGAAAAGCCCUGGGCUUAAAGAAGAAGGACAAGGAUACGGAUGGAACGAGUUCACCUGACAAAGAAGGAAGUGGAAGCGGAAAAAAAGGAAGUAAAAAAGCCAAUGGAGCACCCAAUGGUUUCUAUGGGGAGAUUGACUGGGACAGAUAUGCCUCUCCUGACGUGGACGACGAGGGCUUUAGCCUCCGGCCCGGAGACGAGGGCGAUGCAGCUUCCAGAGGAAAGCACUUUUUUUCCUCCAGCGACUCGGAGGAAGAUGAGGAGAACAAGAAGAAGUUCAAAAUCAGGAUCAAGCCACUGGUGGCGGACAGUGCCAAGUGUGUCCCCUCGUCUAUGGACGAGCUGAAAGCCUCGGUGGGGGGCCUGGCCCUCUCUCCGUCUCUGAAGAGAAGUCCGAGACGCAGCCCGGGGCAGAUGAAAAGGAAUUUGUCCUGUGAAGAGAUUGCCAGACCCAGACGCUCCACCCCAACACCAAGUCCCGCCCCCGAGACGCCGAGUGACAGGCUCUCGCAGAACGUUCCUGCCUUCUUUGGCCCGCCUUCAGAGACCAGAUAUGCCAGAUAUGAUGUGGUCCCUGCAGAUGCGUGGGGAGAAUCGAGACCGCACUCAGAAUCCCCGCUGAGCAGAAGCUUCCCAACAGGAGCUCCUCCUCCGCUUCCUCCAAAAAACAUUCCAUCCAGAAGUCAUUACGGCUAUUCUUCGGACUCUGCUGCUGAUCUACCCAAUGGCAGGGCAGGUCGCAGUUCUGCCCCCAUCUACCUGAACGUGCAGUCCCCCGCCUCGUACCGCGGACCCCCGGCCCCCGACCUGGACGACGUGUUCGGCGACGGAACCCGCCCUAGCGAGGAAGCGAUGUCUCCCAGAUGGGUUACAUUCACCAGCGACAGACCCCCGCCUCCAGAUGAGCCCGCCCCCCCUCCACCUCCGGACUCCCCCCCUCCGGACACGCCCUCGUCCACCCCCUCCACCCCUUGCCUCUCUCCAGGACCACCGCCAAACGAGCCCCCUCCUUCACCUCCCCUCCUCUCUCCCGGGUCUCCUCCUCCUUUCACGCCACUUGAAUCCCCUCCCUCCAUCAUGCUCAGACCUCCACCCCCAGAUGAGCCGGCCCCUCCCCUGCCUCCCGACUUCUCCCCCUCCACCUCGCCUACGAUGUGCUUCGACGACGAUGCGAUCGACGAGGAGGUGCUGCAGUUUGCAGAGGCAAUUUACUGUUCGUCCCCGGCCCCCACCAGCCCGGUGCCCCCUCUGCCAGCAGAGCGGAGGUCUCCUCGGAUAGGAGUCAUAUCCCCGCUGGUCCUAGGGGGCUUUGGGGGAAAGAGGACUCCAGAGGGAGCGUACCUAAGGGAUGAUAUCUCAGACUUUGUAGGUUCUCCCAGGGAGCUGACGCCGAGCUUCAGGGGCACGCCCCCCCCUCUUCCUCCUACCACCUACAGGUCUAUCAUGUCUUCCCCGGGACCCUCCUCAGGCAGCCGCCCCUCGUCCCCCGCUCGUCCCGCCACGCCUCAGUCUCGAGGAAGCCCGGUCCCCCCGCCUCCUCCUCCUCGACCGUCCUCGCGACCAAAGCUGCCCCCGGGGAAGCCAAUCACAGACCUGACUCGGCCCUUCAGUCCGCCGGUGUCAUGCAGCCCCCCGCCUUUCGCCCCCCUGGCCCGGGCAGAGAGCUCCUCCUCCCUCACCUCCGUCAACCUACACAGCGCAGCAUCCACUCCAACCUUAGGAAGGGACCUUAACAUGUCCGGCGCAGGAUGCUCCAGAGGACCCAGUCCGCUCACCAUGGGGCCCCAGGACACUCUACCAGUGGCAGCUGCCUUCACAGAAACCAUCAAUGCCUACUUCAAAGGCGCAGACCCCAGCAAAUGUGUUGUGAAGAUCACAGGGGAGAUGGUGCUUUCCUUCCCAGCGGGCAUCACCAGGCAUUUUGCCAGCCACCCGACUCAACCCAUCCUCACAUUCUGCAUCAGCAACUACAGCCGACUGGAGCAGGUCCUCCCCAACCCUCAGCUGCUGUGCUGUGAUUCCACAACAGAAAGUGUAGACACCAAGGAAUUCUGGGUGAAUAUGCCAAACCUGAUGAGCCAUCUGAAGAGAGUGGCUGAGCAGAAGCCUCAGGCGACAUACUACAACGUGGACAUGAUCAAAUAUCAGGUGUCUGCAGAGGGGAUCCAGUCCUCUCCUCUGAACCUGGCGGUGAGCUGGCGAGGCGACGCCACCAGCACAGACUUGAGAAUAGACUACAAAUACAACACGGAGGCCAUGGCCGCCCCUGUGCCACUACACAACCUCCAGUUCCUGGUUCCUGUGGACGGAGGCAUGGCCAAACUCCAGGCAAUGAUCCCCCCCGCCACCUGGAAUCCAGAGCAGCAGACGAUACAGUGGAAAAUCCCCAGUCUCUCUCACAGAUCAGAAAAUGGAGGAGUAGGGGCUCUCCUGGGCCGGUUCCAGAUGACAGAGGGUCCCUGUAAACCCUCCCAGCUGGCCGUGCAGUUCAGCAGUGAGGGCUGCACUCUGUCGGGCUGCGACAUCCAGCUGCUGGGGACGGGCUACCGGCUCUCGCUGAUCAAGAAGAGAUUUGCUGCAGGGAAAUAUUUGGCGGAUAAUUAGCGGACUUGUUUGGGAACAGAACCAAAAGAAUCAAUGGCAUUUGACUGUGAAGACUAUGGAUCCAUCCCAUGUUCAGUGCAUCUGAAACCUCAUCUUAGGCAACCAUUAAAAUAACUGGUUGAUAUUUUACAGAAUAACAGAACACACACAUACAGGAUUAUUUAUUUCAUGACAUCAUCAUUCAGUAGACGGACUCCUGCUGAGUUUAUGCAAGUAAAAACAAAUCAUUCGUUUUGUGCACUUAUGGGCUUAUAUGGAGUAAAACAUUGCGAAACCCUGUUUCUUUGUUCUUGUUAACAUAUGUGUGGAUUCAUACAGUGAUCCAGCCUUAUUCAUUGCAGUUUCUGUUGUCAUUGCAAAAUGCACUGUAAAGGAUGAUGUGAGUAGAUUAUAUAACGCAAUCUAAAACAAGGUGGAAAAGACAGGAAAAUGUAAAAAAAAUGGUGUAUUAUAGAUUUGCUAUACAGUUGUAUUCCGAUAAGUUGUAGGUUUCAUGGUAAUAUCUGAUAUACACUGCCACCUCAAAUCAGAGUUUUUUUCCACCAUGAGUGAGAUCUCACCGGCCGUCUAAGCAGAAUUGAUGUUUCUGUUUAGACAGCCUUUGAAAUGUCACAGUCCAUUCUAUCAGUCUUGUGAUUGAAGGGGAUUGGUCAGUUCACAGUUCAGAAUGACCCGCAGCGCUGGACUAACAUCAGCACUUUUAACCUGAAGGUGCUUUUUAUACGGAAUUAUAUUGGUGCCUCAAUCUGGAGCACAUGGUGGGGAAUUUGAGGACAGUAAAACUUUGUGUGCAAGCAGGUUAAUAUUAUUUUGUAGAGUUUGAACCAUGCAAAUAAAACAUUUAUUUGAGCAUUGGAAGAAUUAUACUUAUUUUACUUAUCUCAAAUUUAAAUUAAAUUUAAAUCUGAAAAAGCUAUAAUUAAUAUUUUUAUAUUAACACUGUAUCACAUAAUUACAGGCAGCUUUUUUAAGAGUAAAAGCUCAUAUCAACCCAUCGUACAACCUGCCCAGCAACAAACAGAUAGCAUCAUAGUUAGCAAACUGGCUAGAAGACGCCACAGUGACAGUGAUCCUCGGGAGUUGGUAGGAACAAGAAAACAUGAGUUAAAGCCGAGAAAAUAUUGGAAUGUCAAUCAUCAGGUGACCAAAAACACAACUCCAAAAUGCUAAUGUUACUACUUAUCCGCUGGGUGUGUUUAUCAGGGCUAAUACGCUAAACUGUUGAUCAAAUCAACUUAAAAGCUGAUUAAAUGUCAGUGUUUCCGAAAGGAACCAGAAAAUCAUCAAAUUGCAGGUUUAACUUAGCUUUUUUUAAGUGACUAUAUUAAUUAUUAUAGUACCGUGGCUGUGUAUCUGACCAUUAUGAAGUUAGCCAGCUAGCUUAGUUAGCUACGGCAUAUCUAGCAGCCUUUUGCUAGCUAGCUACCAAGAUAGCUAGUGUUCUUAAUGACGUACCACCAGUUUCAUUAAAUGUGUGUAUGUAUUGUAUAAAACAUACUUUAUUUGUGGCUGCUUUCCAUUCUACAACCAGAUAAGUUUAUUGUUGUGAAUUUUAUUUGGCUCAGCUGAUACCGAUAACCCUUAAAUUGCUGCUCCUCAUGGCCGAUAUCAAUAGGAUGGCCGAUCGAUUUCCCAUUUUUGAAUUCUAAAAGAGAAGUUCAUAACCUGGCUGAGAUGUAGUGAGCUAAGAAGGAAUGCAAUAAAAUCCCAUAGUUCUGACCUAACCAAAUUAAAGUGGCAUCACUAUUGUUAAUUUACAAUGAGCCUCCUCAAAUGCUAUUACAUUUUUUUCUGGUAGAAGAAUUGAAUUGCAAUCAUAUUGUCGGACACUGCGAAAUUCUUCUACACUGGUGCAAACAUAGCUUUCUAGAGUUUUCUUCUUGAAUUAUUUUUAAGUCAAUGAAAGUCAUUUUGCUUUGUGUUAUACUUUAUUAUAGGAACAGUUCGUGAUAAUACACAUUUCCUGUUAUUGAACAAUUACUUAUUGACCCGAUUUAAAUUGUGCAUCCCUUAUGAAUACUCUACAAAAUAUCAUUUAUGUGCUUGCAACAAAAAUACCUUAUUUAGUCCCAUCCUGCAUUCAAGAUUGAAGCACUUACUGUAUAUGUAAUGCUACAAUUUUACACAUGCAGCUUUUACCACUGCAACGAUGGCAUUUUGUCUUUAACGGGUCAUGUGAACAGAAAGUUGAAACUAUCUGCUGAAGAACAAAAAGCAUUACAUAACCACUACGGGCACGUGCAAUGCUGAGAUACAUCAACUUCCCCACACCACAGGACUUUUAAGUGGUAUUUGUUGUUGUGAAUGGUCACAUUUUGUAACAAAAAGGCGAAACAGAAGCUGCUACUUUCACUGGAAGGUUAAUUUUAUUCUGUUAAUGUUACAGAAAAUAUGUUUGAAAAGGGCCUUAAGACGCAUACAGAGCCAGACGUGAGUGCCAUACAGUGGGGAGGAGGAGCUUUAAGUUUCAGGAGAAAUCUAGAAGGGAAAAGUGUAGGAGUUGCCUUUGAUGCUGCUUAAAAAAGUCGGCCACUUCCUUUGACCACGAUCUUUGAUAGAGGUCUUGACGAGGAAUAUCGGGGACAUCACAGAGUAACAAAAAGAAAUGUCUAUGAAGAGGACAGCACUAUUCAUGUCCCUGUUUCAUUUCCUUCCUUUUCCACCACGUUGAAUAAAUGUUUUAUCAUUUUCUAAUAGCAAUAUUUAAGUGUAUAAAGUGUACAUAAAAAGCUAUGUUUCGAAUAUUUCUCUGGGCAUAUGGAUGUGUCUGUGAUCGUCUUUUGGGUUUAUCGAUGUCAGCACUCAUGAUGAAUUCUGUAACAACACCAACACUCAUCUAUUGUUUUACAUGUGGGUUUCUGUACCAAAAAAUACCUGUAACUGUUGAUGAAUAACUCCAAACGGUGCCGCAUGAAAUCUGCAUUCGUUCCAUUCCAGUCUCAUCAAUGCAAUACCAAUGUAUCCAUUUCACUAAGGUCAUGAUGCGUGUGUUAUUGUAUAAUCGUGCUAUGGGAGGAGACUUUCUGCCUUCACUUAAACAUCCACUCUGUUUUGCUGUUGUUGCACCUUCAAAAAACUCGUCGUCCAUACAUUUGGCAUGUAUUCAUAGAUAAUCCCAUUCCAUGCAUCUGAUAUAGGUGUUCUCCUGUUUGACUUGCACACAAAACACACUCAUCCCAUUAAACAUCCCAUGGGCUCAUGUCACAUAUGUGUUUGAACCAUUUUAUACAAUGUUUUCAUGUGUUGACUCACAAUUUGGGCAUAGGUGUAAUAUUUCAUUAAGUCUUAGAAAAAGAAAAAACGAUAUUUAAGUCAUUUAAGAAGGACUGUUUUCAGUGUUUCUGUUUGUUAUGCUUAUAUUUUUCUUUGCCUUAUUUUUCAGAAUACACUUAUUCCUCCGAUGCGUGAGGGUUUCUGUACGUUAAUUUUUUCUACAACUUUUAUGGCUGUAUUCCUUUCACUGCAUUAGACACAGAAUAUGCAAACAUGUCAUGUAAAUUUCCCAUCCAAAGAUUUUGAAAGUAAAUAUAUGAAAAAAAAUCAAUAUAAUGUAAUACCUGUUUUACUUGGUAAUAAAGAAGAGGAAAUAUG